UUGUGUGCAGAUCGGAGCUCGGAGAAGCAGGAUGAGAGUAUUGGAACGGAUCUGGAUUAGAAACAAGCUUUUUAUUGACUUUUUGCAGUGCUUAACUAUCAGAAGUGCCAUUAAUUGUUUCAUUCUGGACAAACAAAGCGAGCUUUCUUCUUGAAGUCACUUUUUAAUUCUUAGCUUUAAAUCAAGUUAUAUUUGGACUGCACAUUUAAUUACCCAAGCUUCAUCUGGUUCGCCUGUGGGGCCUUAUUCAUUAGUUGCUCACUCCUCUUCAUCAGGUUACACGCGCGCGCAGAGGAGCUACGUGACUGCACGCACUCCCAGCCGGGAGCGGAUGACUCGGAAACUCCCGGUCAGCAUCUUCUUUCUCUUGUCUGAAUAGUUCGGGGACUUUGGUUGGAUUGUUUUAUUGUGUGCAUCGGGACCAGGAGCAGUCAGCACCAGCUUCCGCUCGCAGACAUCACGAAAUGAAAGUCGGUUUUGUCCUCCAGGCUGCGAUGGCGCUUUACUUGCUGCUCUCACCUGCACAGGGUCUACCCUUGUCAAGCAUAAACAGCACAACAGAAGCCACAGUAUUGAUGUUCCAAGAGGUGUGGGGCCGCAGCUUCUGCAGGACCAUAGAGAAGCUGGUGGAGGUGGUGCAGGAGUACCCGUCAGAAGUGGAGCACAUCUACAGCCCCUCCUGUGUGCCGCUGGUGAGGUGUGCCGGCUGCUGUGGGGAUGAAAACCUGGAGUGCCAUCCCACUCACACCACAAAUGUCACCAUGCAGCUGUUGAAAAUCAGGCCAUCGGAGCCGGGCCAGGAAUAUGUAGAGAUGACAUUUGUGGAGCAUCAGACAUGUGAAUGUAGAGUCAAGAAACCCAUUGUGAAGGUUGAAAGAAAAAGGCAAAGAGGAAGAGGAAGGAAGAGAAAAGACAGACAAAAAACAAAAGAUUGUGACAGAUGCCAGAUCCCUCGCAGGUAACUGUAGUGGCAACCCAAACCUCCUGUCGCAGCGGGGCUCAUCUUUUAUUUCCAACCCAGUGUCAGCACCUAGAGUCUCCUCCGCUCAUCCACUAACACUGUGCCUGCAAACAGAGGCUCAAACUGCUGGGUUGUGUUGGUGACAAGCUCACCUUUUGACGAGGCAGAGCUUCAACAGGAAGUGUGUUUGAUUUGUGGAAAUACUGCUGUUACACACGUGACGCAAUGGACACGCCUGGGAGCCAGUGCAAUGUAGAACCAAACAGACCAGUGACUUCUUUUAUCUAUUACUGUGUUGUUUAUUUUAAUUUGCUCAUUUCUUUGGUAUUUAAAAGUGAUUCCACAUGUUUAGAGCCAAUAUUUAUUAAUACAGAGACAAAAAUUAAGGAACCAGCAUUGUUCAAAUAUCAGAGCAGCCUUGGCAGCAUUUGUAACUGCUGUUUUAGACAUGAAAGAAUGAAAUGUCUCCCUCUAGUGUUUAUAGAAAUAGUGUUUAAAACCACUCUACAUAAAUGGUUUUGUUUUUACUUUAACCAUAUGAAUAUGAUAGGAGUUUUCAGUCACAUGAUCAGCCUUAUGGGAAAUCAGUUCUCUUUGCACAGCUAAGGUGACCAGACAUGAGUUUGACGGCAGUUCAAACCUAAAUAAAACAAUAUUUAUCAGACAUUUUUCAACUCAAGGCAUGACCAAAGACAUUUUAAAGGCUAUGAUUUUAAAACUGUUUAAAAAAAAAUUAUUAUUCUCUAGGAUCUGUUCCAGUUUUUUUGUUGUUGUGGAGGGUUUGAUACACUGUCAUUCAUACCUACUUUAUAUUAUAACAGUCGUUUCAUUGCUGAAUCCAUUCUGGAUUGAAACUGUAGAUAUAACCAGUGAGUGACUUUAACUCUGAGAAACCUUGAGCUUUUCAAUUACACAGACAAAUCCACUUAUGUUAAAGCACACCAGGAAGUGUUAGCCUGAUUUAAAGAUCAGUACAGUUAUAAUUAAUACAAUUAAGCAGUGCUCAUUUGGAAUUGAUCCCAGAUUAAAGAGUAUCAAUAGCAAUUACUUUUUUGUUCUAACAUGGUUGUUAAGAUCUCACACAUAUAAAAACAGUAGGUUUUCUGUGCUCAUUUUGACCUCAGUGACAUAAUAUCCCACAUGAACACAACACAGGUGCCUUUGUUUUUGGAAAGUAAGGGAGGUUCAAUUGAAGUAGUUAUGUAAAGUGCUUUUUUGUUUGUCUUUUUUUCAGUGUACUACACAAAGAAAAUCAAUGAAAGUGUAAAAGAUAACUUUCCAUUUUGUUUGUAUUUUUUAUUUCAUUUAAAUAUUUAUUUUGUAAUUAAAUUCUUAUUGCUGAAUG
Molecule: messenger RNA, 2306 nt
Organism: Cheilinus undulatus (humphead wrasse)
Lineage: Eukaryota; Metazoa; Chordata; Actinopteri; Labriformes; Labridae
Gene: pgfb
Product: placental growth factor b
Exons: 7
Coding region: 465-962 (165 amino acids)
Biological process (GO): positive regulation of protein phosphorylation; positive regulation of mast cell chemotaxis; sprouting angiogenesis
Cellular component (GO): membrane
Molecular function (GO): growth factor activity; vascular endothelial growth factor receptor binding; chemoattractant activity
Source: RefSeq, a predicted model, not a curated record